Messenger RNA from Ustilaginoidea virens, 2142 nucleotides. RefSeq lists its product as uncharacterized. Gene Ontology annotation, cellular component: cytoplasm. NCBI's taxonomy places the organism in Eukaryota, Fungi, Ascomycota, Sordariomycetes, Hypocreales, Clavicipitaceae. The transcript has 6 exons. The coding region runs from base 1 to 2142 and encodes 713 amino acids. The record is from RefSeq and is a predicted model, not a curated record.
AUGGCAGUCCAAAGGGACUAUUAUGAUGACCUCGAGCUGCCUCGAGAUGCAGAAAUCAACGACAUUAAGAAGCAGUUCCGAAAGCUGGCUUUAAAGUACCAUCCCGACAGAAACCCGGGUCGGGAACAAGAAGUCAACGCCAAGUUUCAGAUUAUCCAGGCCGCACAUGAAGUUCUCUCGGAUCCGACAGAAAAAGCAAAGUAUGAUACGACUCUUGGGCGAUCUGCUGCCCGAGGCCCUGGCGCAUCUGGCGUAAGGGGCAAUCCUUGGGCAAACGCCGGCGCUCAGUUCCCGACGCCGCCUCGCCGGACGACUCCGGCGAAAAACGCUCAGCAGUCUGGUGCGCAACGGUGGCAGACGAGAUUCUCGACUGGCGUCCCACCUACAGCAAAACAAACACAUGGUCUAGAUCCAGAAGCUAAAAAGAACGCUGCCAAGGCCUUUGAGAAUAUGCGCAAGCACUCCCAGCGAGAGCCGCGAUCAUCCGAACCUCCUCCUCCACCGCCUCGACAACCCCCGCGCACCGAAUCCGCUAGACAACGAGCAGAAGCAUCUUUCGGCUCUAGGAAGUCCGGGUACUAUCCUCGCUCAACCGUGCCUGGCGACGAGCCCCCUGUAACCAGGCAGAAUUACUCAAGCACCGAGCGAAGGGACGUACCUCCUCCUCCCCCUUUCCGUCCUGGUCAGAAACCCAUGCCCGAUCCUCUGAGUCAGUUUAGAGACAAGAAGCCUUCCUUCGAUACCCAUCAGGAGGACCAGCAGCAAAGCUCCGGCUUUCCCGGUAAUCCAAACCCAGCAAGCAGCGAUCGUAACACCGAGAGGCCUGUGCAAGGCGAUGGUCAGACGCACCGGGCAGACCAAGAGGUGCCUCCAUAUACCGCAAACUCAUCGAGACCCGGUGCCGAGUCUGGACCAGCGGUCAAUCGAGCUUCUUACCAAACAAAGUCGGCAUCUACCACAGAUCCUAAGACAGCUAUUAACGGAGACGGACCUUCAAUAUUUAGCAUCCCAGUUGAUGAUGACAUUUUCAGCCACUCAGGCACGACAUCUGGAGGUCAUGGCUUUACAAAGAGCAGCUUGGAUGAUAUAAACACGAAUUUUGUCAAAGACCAGGACCCUAAUACCUGGCAGUUCAGAGCUUGCACAGAAGAAACCGAUGCAAAUGCCGAGAGCGGUUUCAAUCCCCAAGGAUGGAGUGACAAGUUCGGCCCACAGACAUUUGUUCCUCAGCAAGCGCCUGCCCCGUCAGCUUCGCCGACACGUGCCAGCAGUCGUGGCAACUCCAAGAGGAGUAGGACAAAGGCUACCGGAGCAACAGCUGUAGCAGUUGAGGAGGUCAGCAGCGACGAGGACAGCUACGAGUGGCGCGGGAGGAAUGCAAAUGCACCACCGGGUCCAACAGCAACAGACGGUCCGCAAGCCAUGGACAUUGAUUCAUCAUGCCAGCCUUCUGCUGCUGAGGAGGCUCAGGCUCAAUCAGUGCGGAACAUACCUGUCGAACCGUCCCGGCCAGAAUGGCGUGCUGGCAACCUAGACGGGAUGUCUCAGGGCACAGCAGCGCCGCGACCGGCUGAUAUUCCUCUGUAUUCCAAUGCUGCCGGGUCGGAAGACAGCGACGAGUUCAGAACUACCUUUGCAGAGUUGAAAAACGUGGCACCCUUUUCUCAGCAAGGGGAAGGACUGGCGUCAUUGGGCGGCCUGAAGGAUAACUUGCCGUUUGACAGCAAGGCCUCGGAUGUUCCUCCUGUAACCUUGCCAAGAACACAACCUCUGGCAUUUCCCGCCGCUCCAGUGGCACCCCGGCCACCACCUGCACUUGCAGUUGAAGGAAUGACACCGACUGCAGCCUCCUGGGCCAAGUACCUCACUGAGUUUGGCCAUUACUUAACAUUGUGGGAUUCCUUCAACGGCCAGGUCGUUGACCAUUUCGCCACUAGAAAGUCUCUCAUCGCUGAUAUGCGGGCAAGCAAGGGAUACGGUUUUCUGGGGACUCGUGGAGGCGGGGAAUUACAAGAGUAUUACAACUGGGUUCAGCAGGAUAACGACGUACAUGGACGAUGGAUGAAGGAAUGCGAGGAGCACCAAGGUCGUCUGCAAGAAUUUUUAGCGUUUAGAGACAAGAUGAAAGGUGUUUACACCUGA